Messenger RNA from Paramecium tetraurelia, 531 nucleotides. RefSeq lists its product as uncharacterized. The record is from RefSeq and is a predicted model, not a curated record. Lineage: Eukaryota; Ciliophora; Oligohymenophorea; Peniculida; Parameciidae. The transcript has 2 exons.
AUGAGCGUGUCUCCACCCAAAUCUUAGUCACUUUCAGCUGAUAGAAGAAAAACUUCGCUGUUUAUGUACCCUUUCCCUAAGCCUCCAAGUGUUUCUCAUUUACCACUCUUUAAUAUGACAAUAAACAAAGAAAAUGUUCAACCUAAAAAACAAAGUUGGAAUACGUUUUAAUAAUCAAAAUAAGCAACAACAGUGUCAUAGAAGAAGAGACCAUACCAUUUUUUAGAGUUGGAGUCUUAGUAGGACCCAAAAGUAAAAUAUAAAUUUCCAAUCUUUACUGAUAAUCAGCUUGGCAUAAAACUAGAAUAUUAACAAUUACUCUAAGAAACAUACGACAAUGAUGACGAUAUUAAUACUAGAGAAAGUGUUAUGCAAUAUUUUAUUGAAGUGUGCAAGUAGGAUUUAAUUUAGGGGAUGAAAGAAAACUCAACAAUAAAAGACAAAGAAGGGAGAAAUCCCAUUAAAAACUUUGCAGGAUUGCAAAAUAGACUGAAAGAAUAAUAUACUUAGGUAGAAACUGAUGCCGUAUGA